Molecule: messenger RNA, 756 nt
Organism: Mesocestoides corti
Lineage: Eukaryota; Metazoa; Platyhelminthes; Cestoda; Cyclophyllidea; Mesocestoididae
Source: the annotation of a GenBank genome assembly
UUGAAUUUCGUUUUCGGUUCCUUUUUAGGUUGUUGGAUUAUUGGUGAUGGUCUUGAUCGUGGAAUAAGCAAAAUUGCUGGCGAAGCUGUGGCUGAGUACGUUGAGGCUUAUGGUGGGGACCAAAUGCUUGCCAUUGGAGUCACGCCGAUGCAUAGUCUGAAGUAUAAACAUCUUUUCAAUACCACAGCUUCUACAAUUUAUUAUCCCAGUGAGGAAGAGGAGACGGUAACUGAUCCCACAAUGACAUUGAUCCAGAAAUACGACGCAAAACGCUUUAACAUUGACAAGAACUAUAGCUAUCUUGUUAUGGUCUCUGAUCCACCAAGUUCAACGAAACAGAAGGAACAAAAUGACUUGGUUGCGAAAGGACAGGCACAGAUGAUCACAAGGAAUCGACAGCUUAUUGAUACUCGAGUAGCCAUAGAAAGAAUGAUUAUCGACUGGCGGAAUAUAAAAGAGGAAAAGCUGCUCAAUUCAACUAUCACAUCUUCUGGAUCAACAAACGUUGUCCAGACCACUAUCUCAGAAAAUAAGUUCGGAACAGCACAGCAGAGACCAAAGUUCAAGGCUGCUGUAGAGCCUCCCACACCUCCCUCUUAUGAAGUCGAUUGGCCAAAGAAGACCAUCAAUUCCGUAGCUACAUCCGAUACUUCCGGGCCCAUCUUGAAUUUUUCUAAGGGAAUGGAGGAACAGGCCCCGAGUCUUCUAUUUGCAGCCAACAGCCAGCUUUCUGAUUGCAAGGUUGUCAUCAUAUAA